This is a messenger RNA of Didymella exigua CBS 183.55, 1161 nucleotides long. RefSeq lists its product as uncharacterized. Gene Ontology annotation, molecular function: hydrolase activity, acting on ester bonds; hydrolase activity, acting on carbon-nitrogen (but not peptide) bonds, in linear amides. Bases 1 to 1161 code for a protein of 386 amino acids. NCBI's taxonomy places the organism in Eukaryota, Fungi, Ascomycota, Dothideomycetes, Pleosporales, Didymellaceae. The record is from RefSeq and is a predicted model, not a curated record. The transcript has 2 exons.
AUGCAGCUCCUCGCUUCUGUCGCUGCGACUGCUGCAAUUCUUGCGGGCAGCGUCUCUGCCGCAAACUUCACGGGCGAUGUCUUGAAUGGCGUGCCGGUCAUUCAUGACCUGAACCUUGCCGACGUGCCUGCUCAAAAGGUUUCGCGAUACUAUCUGCGCGUCGGCGAGCUCAAUGGCGGCCACCCGGUCCACAUUCCCGUGAUGGUCGCACGAGGUACCCCAGAGAGUCUCGAGACAGGGCAGAAGCUGUCGCUGUCCGCUGCAAUCCACGGCGACGAACUCAACCCCGUCCGCGUUGUCCAGCGCAUCUUCGCGCAGCUGGAGGACCAGGUCGCGACGCUGAACGGCACUGUCAUCGGCAUUCCCACGGUCAACCCCAUGGGCAUCUAUCUCAACCAGCGCAACUACUUCACCGCCUCGGCAUCCGGCUCCCUCACAAACGUGAACCGCGUCUUCCCCGGCGUAUCCGCCGAGCUUGGCGGCAGCGGACCCAACAUCCUCGCCUACAACAUCUGGAAUUACCUCUGGGGCAACGCGUCCCAAGUGGACGUUGGGAUCGAUCUGCACACGCCGUCGUCGGGCGGCGAGACCAGUCUCUGGUGCUACGCCGACUGGCGGCUACCGUACGUCGAGCGCCUGAGCAAGCUGCUGCAGCCGGACACGCUGAAGAUCGACGUCGGCGAGCCCGGCAGCAUCGAGACGACCUUCGUCGAAUCCCAGAUCCCAAGCCUGACGGUCGAGAUGGGCGAAGCCAAGGUAUGGAACACGUCGCUGAUCGACCGCACCGUCGCCUUCGUCGAGCGCGUCAUGCUGGACCUGCACAUGACGCCGCGCAACGGCACCGUCGAGCCGGACCUCAGCGCUGUCUACGUGGCCAACACGUUCCACGACUCGUACACACAGCACGGCGGCUUCGUCGAGCGCCUGGUCGGCGUCGACGAGCCCGUGACCAAGGGCCAGCCCAUCGCACACGUGCGCAACGCGUUUGGUGAUAUCCUCGAGACCAUCGUCUCGCCCGCCGACGGCCGCAUGUUCCAGAGCCCCCGCGAUCCGUCGUGCGAGCCUGGCAGCAGCGUGGGGCAGAUUGCGUACAACUCGACGGACCCUGAGUGCGCUGACGGAUGUAUUCUCAGCGGCCCGGGGAGCGCGCGCAGGAGGUAG